AUGGACGUAAUGACGGAGCAUUUCCGUGCUCUAGUAAGCGCUUGUGUGGCUAUAAAUGCCGCUGCAGUGGCCUCCACAGACGUUGAGGACAUUGCUACUUGCAUACAGAAUAUUGAUGCAUCACUGGGCUUGACCACAGAGCAGCGACGUUAUUGGGACGUCAUCGGUGAGGAGGCCCUCUCAUUGGUCAAAGAUCUGGCGUUAUUAUUGGCUAGUACCAACAUUUCGACCAAUCAACUGCUGAGUCUAUUGCGCGUGUUGUUACUUCACCCGUCACUUCACUGUUCCGGCCUCGUGCGAUUGGUGCAAAUGACAUUUCAAGGGCUUAAAGUGACCAAGCGCUGGGACGCUUUAGAUGCUGUUUCGACGCACUUAUUGGACGCAAUAUACGCUAAAAUACUGCAGAAAGACACACGAGAUCAAGCGUUACAGUUUUACAUCCAAGUUCUUGCCGGGUUUCAGCAUUCAGCUGAAUUGUACGAGAAAAAUGUGACAAAAAUUGUCAAAUUAGCGGAAUUAUUCAGUGCAGAAGACAGUGAUGAGAACAAGAAGCUUGUGCAUCCAUUACUAGUGCUGUGUGCUGCUCUGGAACAUUGCCAUCGAGGCUAUGAAGCUGAAGCCAUGACGCUUCGUCGAGCCAUGCGAGCAAAUUUAGGGUCUCAUGUGGCUCGACCUACAGCUGCUGAAGCUGAGAGACUGCUGAGAGCUAGUGCGUGGAUACUUCCACCGGAACAAUUAGAUGCUAUGUUUCCUUCUAUUGAAGGAAAAUGGGUCGUGGACGAGUUUACUAGUGAUCAACAUGUUAAUGGAGGUCCUGUCAAUGGUGGCUCGGUGUUGUUGAAAAAGACAACGAACUGCUUUGCAUAUGAAAUGAAGGCGACGAUGAUAGACCCUAAAUUGAAGCACACGUUAGAGCUAACAGGAUGUUUAUUCCAGCAAAUGCCAGAGAUGCAAGUAUUGUUAUCACAUCCUGAGACGAUCGAAGCUUCCACAUGGGAACUUGAGGGACAUUGGAGACAAUUGCAUGACGAAAACACUCCUGCAACAGCAAUUGCACCGAUGGGUUCGAUUUCAGUGCCGACUUGGGACUGUCGAGCUUGUACGAUGAACAACGAGGGUAGUGUCACAAAGUGCGCGACGUGCGGAACAGAGCGACCAGCGGAUACUAGUGUCCUAACAAUUCCCAACAGUAGCAAAGGAAGCAACCCUGCGCCGUUUUUAGCAGUAUUUAGCUCGGAUUUGUCAUUUAUGCGAAUGAGAUGGUCGCGUGGCGAGCAGCAAGGAGUAUGGCUUGCACGAAAACAGGUUAUUGAUACUUCUUUUGACCUUGCAACGUCGCUAGUAGCCGCAAAUAAUGCAAUGAUGGAUUCUGCCGACUUACCAGCUUUUGUUUUUUCUCCAGAAGGCAACCCAGCCAGUACUUUGGUGCUGGAGCGAACAUUGAUAUCAACAUCAGAUCAAACUGAGUUUACUGUUCAAGUGUGGAUAUGCCCGAAAUGUUUGCCUUCAGCAGACGAAACUCAAGUCGUGCUGGCUAAUGACCAUGAUUUUGAACUAUUAUUGACAAGCGCCGGAUAUUUGGUGUGGCAGAUAGCUGGAGGGCGAUAUGCUGUAACGUCUCGCGACACUGUGCAAUUUGACGUGUUUUGCCACGUGACACUUUCAUUUGGUCAAGAUAGGAUGGUGCUUCUGGUCAAUGACUUGGUGGCAGGUGAAACUGCAAAAAUUGAUGAGGCCGGUCCUUCUGCCCCAGGAGCGUCCCUGCUAACUAUCGGUGGCAGCUUCGAAAGCUGUGAUUUAAACGAAAAAGAAAAAGCGCCGAGCUGUUUCUAUGGUCAGAUACUCGAUUUGCGCAUUUGGUCGACGCAGCUCUCCAAACUUGAUGAAAAUUGGAGCAUUUGGAAUGCAUUAACUGGUCGAGAAGGGCAUCUUGUGGGAUAUUACCCGCUUGUUGGUGAUUCUGAGCGGUUAUUGAUGGAUCUAUCGAAAUAUCAAAACCAUGCUUGCGUCUUCGCAGGGUAUCAAUCAGCUGAUGGUAUCCAUGAUGCAGAAAUAUUAUCGGUUCAUAAUUUUGCUCCUGCAACCCCAGCAGACACUAUCCCCGUGAAAAAUGCACUUGCUGUAUCCCUGGGAAGCGAUUUUCUCGGUAGUGGCAAGUUUUCUCUACCCGACGGCUCAAGUGAAGGAGCAUGCGGACUUCGAGUUGAUUGCGGUGAGUGUGGGGCCGCUUUAUGGCGCCAGAAUGCUGUUUGUAUCGCGAGCGGCUUUCAGUCAGUGCUAUCAAUUGCACCCCCAGCCUCAGGUGAAAAUUCGUCUUUGCGUAAAACCGUCGUAUUUGCACUAUGUGAAGCCACUUUCUGGGAUUUUGUUCCGCUGUUGUCUGAAGCAACACGUGUUGCUGGUGAUGAUGGGGGCUCAUCACUUCAGCAUUUCGAUGGCUCUGCAGUGUUGAUCAAUGUUAGCUCCGAUGUUGUAGCCCCGGGGAUUCUAUUAUACGAGUUGGGGCUGAACAUUUGGUCGAAAAAGCAGGGCAAUCCUUUGUCCCGCGUAUUUUGUGUUGCUGGGGGGCCUUCUACCUCUCCGUCCGAUAUCCAAGUUAAGUACGAGCUACCAGCGCGUGUUUUAUCAGUUGCUAUCGGCGGCGUUGGCGUGGUGUUCGAAGUUGCGGUAGAUCUUGAGCUUGCACUUCGUAUGGAGCCAGGCGGUCCGGUCCGCGCAGGUUUAAUUUUUCCUGCGCACAAGGGCUCAUCUAGCCCACAAACCACAACGGGGUUGAUGAAGUGGACAUUCGAAUCGAUCCAUACGAACUUGCUAAAUGACGGCGCGACUUCAGUUUUGGGACAAGUUUAUUCUUCUCUUCAACGAGAAGGCUCAAAUGGCGACAGUUGUACAAUGAACAGUGAGAAUGAGACCACUAUGUGCACCCGGUUAAGCACAGAUGGCAGUGCCAUUGCACAAGAAUCAUAUGGGUGUCAAACGUGCAAUUUGGUGCAUGGUUAUAGCAUUUGUCGGGUCUGUGCUGCCGUAUGCCACGAAGAUCACGAGCUAAUUGCGCUAGGCGUGACCACGACAGCUUGCGCUUGCCAUGUCCGUGGUACUGGGCUUUGCCAAUGCAACAGUGCUAUUCUAGCCUCGGAUUUUCUUAAGCUUAACCGACCAGUGAACGCAUCUUUAUGGAAAUGCAGCAAGUGCACAGUGGUCAACAGUAUAGACCUCAAGCAAUGCAGUGUUUGUGGCAACAAUGCGCCUGAGCUGAAUGCUGAUGCCAGUUCUACAGCAUCAGAGUCUACCUCCAGAGCAUUAGCGCUGGCCAAACAGUCAAAGCCUGUGGUGGAUUGGUCGUGCGAAGCGUGCACAAUGUUCAAUAAUGCGACUGCAACGACAUGCUCCGUUUGUGACACCCCGCGAGCGAAGCAAGCUGAACCUGAAGUUGCCGAAGUCAAUAAAGAGAACAAACCUGACAACGGACUCACUACUCUUUACUACGCGGCGGAAGAUGCAGCAAAACAAGAUCACCCAAUGGCGAUACAACCUAUUGGCUCUUGGAAUUGCUCGGCAUGCACGAUGGAAAACCAGGCUUCAGAUGCAACUUGCUACAUGUGCGCAACGGUACGAGAGAUUCCUAUUGCUGCUGCCGUAGACUCCUCCGAAGUGGUGCUUGCCUUGCCUCCUCCUAAGAUUGAUGCUACGCCUACGUCUUCUCCGAUGAGUAUGGAUAUGGAUGGAGAGAAUCGAGCGGCUACUUCUAUACCUGCCGUGGAUUUGCUUGCUUCUAAGCUUAAAAAUGUGAAGUAUCUGGACGAGUACAAGCGCACGGCAGCUCUCGCAUCCAGCCAUCUGGUCGAAAUUGACAUCAGGAACGACUCGGUGUGGGAAACAACUGGAGGCAAGAUGCAUGUUGUGCUCGGUAACAGUUUUGUGGGUGAGUAUAUACGCGGAACCUACGUGGAGAAGGAUGGAAAACUGAGUGGACUUGCUCGACUGACGGAGGAAGGAACAUGGAAACUUGAUGGAAGGUUUAAGAAAGCUAGCCAAUCUCAAUCUAAUGCAUGUACGCUUUACUGGGACAAAACAGCCUCUCGGUUCGACGGGAAAUGGUAUCGUGGCGAUGGGUCGGGUGACUGGAAGUGUCUUGCAUCUCCCUACGCAUCGGACUUUCGUGGACUAGCCCCGACAGACCCGGUGAAAAAGCCGAAUGAGCUUCAGCCGUAUUACGCCGGUAUGGUGAACAUGAAGCAGAAUUUGACAAACGUGUGCUACCAGAACAGUUUCCUUCAAACUCUUUACAUGACUCAAGACUUCCGACGCUUAAUACUAUCAUGCGAUGCUCAAAAGUACUCGGCACCGUAUGCAGAUAACGGAACGAGAGGUGAAAACGUUGUAGCAACGGUCCAAGAUCUCUUUGCUCAGAUGACUUCUUCGCAGAGGCCUUACCUGUCCACGCACGCACUACAGCGAUGCUUACCUGCCGAGUAUAAAAACGGACGUCAGCAAGACACCUCGGACUUCGCGCAUUUCCUGAUUGAGUCUCUUAGCCAACAAUUGAGCCAGCAUGAAGACACUUCGGACGACAUCCCAUCAAUUUUUGGUGGUUAUCAAGCAACUAUUUUGGCGUGCAAGACGUGCGGCAAAAAAUCAGUCAAUCGGGAAUACUUUUGGGAAUUGUUGCUAAACAUGAUUGAUCUUCGUUAUACCCCUAUCACCAGCAUUUCCGCAGUGAGCGGAUCUUCGAUGGAUAUCCAUACCCCAGAGGGCUACGAACGCUUGAACACUGAUUUGAACAAGGAUCGCACGGGCGCACCAUAUGUGUAUUUGUGCGUAAAGAGAUGUCCAGAACGUGCGACUACCGAUAGUUCGAUGGGGGUUGAUAGCGAACGAGACAUGGCAAUUACGGAACUGGUGGUAAAGGUUGCAUUAAGUACCGACCCUAAGCCUUUUGUGUCAGGAUUUGAGCGUGUCGAGCUAGAUCUUAAUGUUGGCGGUGGUGCUACUGCUGGCGUAAAGAAGCAAGUCUAUCUGUUUUUCCGCCGCGAGCCGAAUGGAUCGCCCAUUACUGAUCUGCAAGUGAUCUAUGGCAACGAGUCUAUUCCCGAUGGAUUCAAGCAAAUCCAAGUGGACCUUAACCAGGGCGAAGGCUGUAAGGCAUACUUGUGCUAUCGUUGCGAUAUGCCAAUCACGGAUUUGAAAAUCGUCAACAGUGGAAUACCGGGAUAUCGAAUGCUGGAUCAUCUACUAAAUAUUAGCCAUGAAGAUGCGGUAAAACAGUAUCUGGCACUAAAAGUUGGGGGAAAUGAACCUUGUCUGACCGACUUAAAACUUGUCGAAGGCAGUGCUGUGUCUGCAUACGAGGUACAAGGAUGGCAGUCAAUCGGAAGUCCACUCUCUUCAGUACCACUUACUGAGCCUUCUACAGAUAGCGAGCCAUUUGUACCAGCACAGCUAAUGAUUCGUCGUGGCCAUGGUAACCCCAUUUUUGCUAUCGAUGUAUUCCGUGCGCCCCGCCAGGUACCUAAGUACAAUGACUACGAGGUAAUCGAGCUUUUCCCAGAUGAAAGCUCUUUUACGGAUGCUGUUGCACGAUUUAAGGGUGACUGGAUGGGGACGGAAGAAACAGACCGCGGGCGGAGGGCGGUGCGGAUGCGCUCUGUAUCCGAGUCAAUACUGGAUGCGUUACUUGUGAAGGGAGUAUUAGACGAUAAGGGGGAGCUGUCUUGCAUUGCAACUCGCGUUUCGACAUGGUCGGACUCGAUUGCAGCAGGAUCUGCCGCAGCCGCGGAGUCUGUUGUACCUGCUGAUCUCUCUUCGGAUGGAGGUGUGAGUAGCAACGUUGCUCCUAGCGUAUAUCGUGUGUUAGGUUCUUGGAAGAACGCAAAGGUGCCAAAUGCACAACUUGUCGAUGUGGAGUUGCGGCCUGCACCCAAUGGUGUAAGCGAUGCUCUGGAUACUGCGGGAGAUAUGUCGUCACAAGGAGCACCAGCUCGAUCGUAUAUUAUUACUGGAACAAUUGGAGAUGGAAGAGGAAGACCUAUUGUGAUUCAUGGCAUUCAGAUUUCGAGAAUGUGUAAGACUAAAUGGCCAAUCUCGCAAAUUAUAAUCUUACGUGGCGACGAGCGCGUACCAGAAGGUGUCCAGGUUGUUCGAGAGACAUGUUCUGGUCGCUCAGGAAAUUUGCUGGCUCAGACCGCGUCACCCCACACGUUGUAUGUAGCCUUAAAACGUGAGGAGGCACCGGUCGGCGGCUACAUUACGGACAUCUGCGUAAUUUACGGCGAGAUUGAUGCUGUCCCGGAACACUACACAUGUAUUGACACAACACCAGCGGGGUAUUCUGCAAACUUGAACGACGGCACAUCGGGCGUGCCUGUUUUCAUUUGUUUCAGAAGGAGUGGCGGUGCUGAAGUAGCAGACAGUGAAAAUGCUGCGUCGAAGAGUUUGAUGGAUCUCACAUUAAUGUGGACUACGGGCGCACGGCCUGACACACUUCCAGCUGGGUUUACAAAAAUUCAGCACACUCCUCUGGGUAUGGAAGCUAACUUGAACCAAGGUACUACUGGUGUGGCAAUUCACAUUUGCUUCUCGAAAUGUGAGACAAAGAAUGUUGUCAAGCCACUAGACAACCCUCUAAACGGGGAAUACGAAAUCACGAGCUCCCCAUUACCAGCGUUUGGUCGAUUCCUCAGUCUUUCGGUCGUAGAAGAUUUAGAAGACGCUCGAUUGGUGGAGGGCAACUUUGGUGUCGUCCUGCAUGCUCAGCUAAGUGGAUCGAUGAGUGGAGUUAUGUUCACCUCAAAGCACCAACAGGCGGUGAACGAAAAGAAUCACACCAUUGUUGGUGCGUGGAAGAUUGAGGGCCUAAUGGCCGGCGGAGUUGGCGCAAAUAUCAACGAUUUCGUGCCGGCAAGCUACCCAUUCGAGUUGACCCUGAAUGAGACAGGUACAGAGCUGGAUGGGUGGUGGAGUGGUGUAGAGGGCUCUCUUAGCAGUGUUUUUAAACCUGCUGCCUCGGCUAUCACAUUGAGCAGUGGCGGACCUUCAAGCAGUGAAGUAGUGUCCGGUUCGAUUCCUGCUGUAACCGGCGGCAGGUGGAAACUCAUUAAGAACUCAUACGUACACGUGGCAUUCAAGAAGGACUACAGCACCGAAUGGCAAGAUGGUCAGCUUGUUUUCUCGGAGCGUGUAUGGCGCCACGACAUUGAGUCUAUGUUGUCGCGAUUCGUCGCUACGCGCACGUUGGGAGGCGAUAAUGCGCUUUCAUGUAGCGUCUGUCAGCGCAAAACUGAGUCGCGGACGCACACAGUAAUCUUUGAGCCACCAGAGCACCUAAUUAUUACUCUGAAACGCAUGUUUUACGAUUGGAGCCAGCAGAAAGCGUGCAAGUGUCUGCAUGACGUACGAUUCCCUGCGCUAUUGACACUGCCGUCGCUUUCUCCCGAAGAAGAGGUUGCCAUUUAUGAUGCAGAGAGUGGUGACGCUUCAUGCGCAAAACAGCAGAAUGUGUCACGUCAUUAUGGUCUAUAUGGAGUGCUUGUUCACUCGGGGCUUACAGCUAAUUCAGGGCACUAUUACAGUUUCUGUCGGAAGAGUGAUGAAAGCACGCGUCAAAUGCAUUUGGAGGACUCACCUCUUUCUCCAUGGAUUAAGUUCAAUGAUACGAAGGUCGAGCGCUCCAAUUGGAAAGAGAUUAAUCGACUGGUGACUAGCACUGUGUCGGACACGGUUUAUCUGCUGCUUUACAAGAAGCUUUCGUAUGAGCCAGCGUCCUCGAACAGUGACGGAAACCAAGAUGCGAGUGCUGCAGAGGGCGUGAGCUGUGACGACGAAGAGGCCAUGUUGCUGGCCAAGGCCAUGGCACUAUCCAUGUCGGCGGCUAAGCACAACCAACCUCGACAAACUGAAGAGGCAGAAAGCAAGGACGUUUCCAACGACCUGGAUGGUGAGGAUCUAUCAGUAUUAUCGACCAGCACAGUGACCAAGACGCUGCUCAAAAAGAUUGAAGAAGAGAACGCGGCGUUUUUGCAUGAUUCGGUGGCAGCAACUUCCAGCACGCUCCAUGCCGAUAAUUUGCACACGCUUCUUAUGUUACGCCACUCGCUGCCGUUGCAUCUGCGUGCGCUGUUGGAUGGUGUCUGCUAA
This is a messenger RNA of Peronospora farinosa, 8133 nucleotides long. The record is from the annotation of a GenBank genome assembly. Lineage: Eukaryota; Oomycota; Peronosporomycetes; Peronosporales; Peronosporaceae.